Molecule: messenger RNA, 1062 nt
Organism: Lachancea fermentati
Lineage: Eukaryota; Fungi; Ascomycota; Saccharomycetes; Saccharomycetales; Saccharomycetaceae
Source: the annotation of a GenBank genome assembly
AUGAUCCCAGAGAAACGGUUAUUAACUCAGGAUGAUAUGAAACUGUGGUUAGAGUCGGCUACUUAUACCGAGCUCGUUGGUUUUAUAUCGGAACUUGCAGAAUCCGUACAGGGACGAGAGAAUACUGACUUCCAAGAACCCGUGAGCUCGUCCGUCAAAGAAGCAUGCGAACUACUGGAAAAAGUUUCAAAGGCUAUCGAGCAGCAUCCUGUUAAAGAAGGUGCUACUGUGUCUAGAUUCGGUAAAAAGGAGUUCAGGGACUUUUAUGAUGACAUCGAGUUACAUAUAAGGGAGUGGUUACUGGCGAUGGCACCUGACUUAACUGAUGAUCAGAUUGUUGAAUUAAAAGUAUAUUUCAAGGAAUCAUGGGGGAAUCGCAGUAGAAUAGAUUAUGGUUCAGGACAUGAGUUAAAUUUCAUUUGCUUCCUAUACUGCUUAUGUCGGUUUGGCAUACUUGAUACCAAAAGGGACUCUACCAACAUAGUGCUUAAAAUAUUCAGUCAAUACUUAUCAGUCAUGAGAUCCUUGGAGACUAUCUACUGGCUAGAACCAGCCGGAUCUCAUGGAGUUUGGGGGCUUGAUGACUACCAUUUUUUACCUUUCCUUUUCGGCGCCUUUCAAUUAUCCAAGCACAAACAUUUAAAACCUAAAUCCAUUCAUAAUCCUGACUUGGUGGAAAUGUUUGAGAAGAGAUACAUGUAUUUUGGGUGUAUUGCAUUCAUAAAUUCGGUCAAGACUACUGCGUCGUUAAGGUGGCAUUCGCCCAUGCUUGACGAUAUAAGCGGUGUAAAGACAUGGAGUAAGGUGGCGGAAGGGAUGAUCAAGAUGUACAAGGCUGAAGUACUAGGAAAACUACCGAUCAUGCAGCAUUUCUUCUUUGGCGAUGUGCUGAGAUGUCCCAGUGGAGUCUCUUCACCAUCAGAGCACUCAGAAAACGACGGACACGAACAUUGCCCGCAUGGAUUGCAGAAUACAUGGGGGGAUUGCUGUGGAAUUAGAGUUCCAAGCGCUGUUGCAGCAUCGGGAGCAAAUAAGGGUCACAAACCUUUACCUUUUGAUUGA